This is a messenger RNA of Chelonoidis abingdonii (Abingdon island giant tortoise), 1032 nucleotides long. RefSeq names its product syntaxin 1A (gene STX1A). Lineage: Eukaryota; Metazoa; Chordata; Testudines; Testudinidae. Gene Ontology annotation, cellular component: endomembrane system; SNARE complex; plasma membrane. Gene Ontology annotation, molecular function: SNARE binding; SNAP receptor activity. The record is from RefSeq and is a predicted model, not a curated record. Gene Ontology annotation, biological process: exocytosis; intracellular protein transport; vesicle fusion.
AUGUCUGGGUUUGUUUCUGCACAGGCUAAGGACAGUGAUGAUGAUGAUGAAGUCACCGUUAGCGUGGACCGGGAUCGCUUCAUGGAUGAGUUCUUUGAACAGGUGGAAGAAAUUCGAGGGUUCAUCGAUAAAAUUUCUGAGAAUGUGGAGGAAGUGAAGAGGAAGCACAGUGCUAUUCUUGCGUCCCCCAACCCAGAUGAGAAAACAAAGGAGGAGCUCGAAGAAUUAAUGUCUGACAUCAAAAAGACAGCAAACAAAGUGCGCUCCAAGUUAAAGAGUAUUGAACAGAGUAUUGAACAAGAGGAAGGAUUGAAUAGAUCAUCUGCUGACCUGAGGAUAAGGAAAACACAGCAUUCCACAUUGUCGCGCAAGUUUGUGGAGGUGAUGUCUGAGUACAAUGCCACCCAGUCUGACUACAGGGAGCGCUGCAAAGGGAGGAUUCAAAGACAGCUGGAAAUCACUGGCAGGACCACAACCAGUGAGGAGCUGGAAGACAUGCUGGAGAGCGGGAAUCCGGCCAUCUUCUCCUCCGGGAUCAUCAUGGAUUCCAACAUCACCAAGCAGGCACUGAAUGAGAUCGAGACACGGCACAGCGAGAUCAUCAAGCUGGAGAACAGCAUCCGGGAGCUGCAUGACAUGUUCAUGGACAUGGCCAUGUUGGUGGAGAGCCAGGGCGAGAUGAUUGACCGCAUUGAGUACAACGUUGAGCACUCUGUGGACUACGUGGAGCGGGCUGUGUCUGACACCAAAAAAGCUGUUAAGUACCAGAGCAAAGCCAGGCGGAAGAAGAUAAUGAUCAUAAUCUGCUGCGUGGUCCUGGGCAUCAUCAUCGCCUCCACCUUCGGCGGCAUUUUCGGCUAGACCUUGCCAAGGCGAAACGUUCUCUGUAGACAAUGCGAUGGAGCUGCCGAGCUGCCAGGGCCCAGCUGUGCCUGAGGCAGGGCCAAGCCCUGCAGCCGCCAGGGAGGGGCCUUCCCAGCAGAAUUUCACUUUCUAAUGCAUGAUUGUUUUGUAACACUGUGUGUACGGUGC